Messenger RNA from Cylicostephanus goldi, 878 nucleotides. NCBI's taxonomy places the organism in Eukaryota, Metazoa, Nematoda, Chromadorea, Rhabditida, Strongylidae. The record is from the annotation of a GenBank genome assembly.
AUGAUGGCUGUAAGAAUGUGCUUUCUGUACAUUGAAUUUCAGCAACAAUGGAAAGAUUCUGGCGAAGAAAAACGGAACAAGACGGAAUUUGAUAUGAUCUCGAAGUGCAUUGAUCAUUUGAAAAGAGAAUUCAAAGGAAAGUCUCUUGCCAGGUACCGAAAUCUAGAUACUCGUGAUAACGAACCCGGUGGAAGCGGCGGUGGCGGAGGUGGCGGCGGUGACGGCAGUGGAGGAAAGGGGGAUAAAGACAAAGAUAAAGGAAGCUCCUCUGGAGGUGGAGGUGGUGAUGGAGACGGCAGCGGAGGUGACGGUGGAAGUGGAGGUAAAGGUAAAGGCGGAAAAUCAGAUGAUGGCGGCAGUGGCGGAGAAGAUGAAGGCGACGGAAGUGGUGGUAAAGGAGGAAGCGGAGGAAAAGGAGGAGGUGACGGAUCAGGAGGCGAUGGCGGCGACAGCGGCGAUGGUGAAGGUGGUGGAAAAGGAGGCAAAGGUGGAGAUGGAAAAGAUGGUGGCGACGGCGGAGAUGAUGGAAAAGGAGGUAGUGGUAAAGGCGGAAGCGGAACUGGUAGCGGCAGUGGCGGAGCCGGUAAAGGUGGAGACGGAGAAGGUGAUGGUGGAAGUGGUGGAGAUGGUGACGGAAGUGGUGGCAAAAAAGGAGAUGGCGGCGGAAAAGGAGAUGAAAACGGAGAAGGAGGAGAAGGAAAAGGAGAUGGCAGCGGAAAAGGAGAUGGAAAUGGAGAAGGAGGAGAUGGUAAAGGAGAUGGCAGCGGAGGUGGAGGUGCAGGAGGAAAAGGCGAUGGAAGUGGAGACGGCGCUGGUGGAGAUGGCUCCGGUAAGUUUUUUGUACAUCGCUUUUAUUCUCCACCUUAUCUUCUUUGAAG